AAAUGUACGCUCCUGCAUGUGUUAUGUCAAUAUUUAUUGCUGCAGAAGCCCUACCUCCCCAACCCACGCCAGCACUCCCACCCCAACCGCCAGCCCCACAACCACAGCCGGCUCCUCAUCAACCAAGGCAACGGAGGCGUGCUAGGCCACCAAUUUUCCGAACCCGUGUCCUACUUUUUGGUAUGCCAGAUGAUGUGGUGGUGCGUAGAUACAGGCUGCCACCACAUCUAAUCCUAGACACUCUCUCCAUAAUAGAGAGUGAUCUGGAGUCUGAAAUUCGGUAUCCUACAGCAAUACCACCAUUGACACAAUUCCUUGCAGUGUUACAUUUUUUGGCUACAGCCUCAUAUCAGCAUGUUGUGGGAGACCUGGUUGGCAUGUCGCAGGGCCAGUUCAGUAAGGUCCUGCGGCGUGUCUGCCAGGCUUUCCUAAAGCGGGUGAAGCAAUUCAUUGAUAUGCCUUUGGAUGUUGGUGCCCUAGAUGUGGUGAAGCGGCAAUUUGAGGAAGGUGGUAGUCGCUUCCCACAUGUUAUUGGGGUUGUGGAUGGCACACAUGUUGCUAUUCAGCCACCAAGACAUAAUGAAGAAUUUUAUAGAAACAGGAAACUGUUUCAUUCUCUGAAUGUAAUGGUUGUUUGUGGGCCAUCCCUCCAGAUCCUUUCCCUGAAUGCAAAAUUUACUGGAAGUUCACAUGAUGCAUAUGUCAUUAGACAAUCAGGGAUAUGGCAGAGAUUAAGAUCAAGUCAACGAGCAGACAUGUGGUUAUUGGGAGACCGUGGAUAUCCUUGCACCCCCUGGCUCAUGACUCCUUACCGUAAUCCCAGGCCAGGACCACAGAUGGCAUUUAACUCCGCGCUUACUGCCACUAGGCAGCUGGUGGAGCGCACAAUUGGUGUCCUUAAAGGGCGGUUUCGUGUGCUCCACCGCACUGGUGGCGACAUCAUGUAUUCGCCAGAGAUGGCAAGUAAAAUAGUGGUCCUGUGCGCAAUACUACAUAAUAUCGCGGUAAGGAGUAGUGUAGAGCUUCCUCAGGCAGAGGAAUUGCCUGAUGAGGAGCCAGGGGUUGUUCGACACUUCGGUGGGGGGAGUGUUACACGGAGGGGGAGCCAAGUGAGGGCAAGGAUUGUUGCCGAAUAUUUCAGGUAUAGUGUUUUGAUAUUUUCUAGUUUUAAAAAUUUUAAAACACAGUAUGCUUAUGUUUUUUUAACAAUGAUGACAUUUUGUAUGAUAUUGUAAAGUGAUUGUGUAAGGCUUUUGUUGUGUUG
Molecule: messenger RNA, 1264 nt
Organism: Pseudophryne corroboree (corroboree frog)
Lineage: Eukaryota; Metazoa; Chordata; Amphibia; Anura; Myobatrachidae
Product: putative nuclease HARBI1
Exons: 3
Coding region: 3-1235 (410 amino acids)
Source: RefSeq, a predicted model, not a curated record